GUGCCGUCCCAACACGUGCCUGGUAAAGGAAAGGGAGGAAAGAAUACAACAAAGAUCGUAAUCAUUAGUGUAUCUUCAAUUGCAGUCGUAGCAGCUCUUUUGGGUUUGUGGUAUUAUUUAUCCUGUGCCAGAAGGAAAAGACAAGAAGAGGGAGAGACGAGCGAAAUAAUCCUUCUUCAAAACUGGAAAGGUUCACCGUCUGUACACACAAUGGAUAGAAAUAUGCAUGCCGGGGAUCAUGACAACAGUGGAGAAAUGCAUUACUACAGUUUGGAUACCAUACAGACUGCUACGAGCAAUUUCUCUGAUGCAAAUAAGCUUGGAGAAGGUGGUUUUGGCCCAGUUUACAAGGGACAGCUGAGUAGUGGAAAGGAAAUUGCAGUUAAAAGGCUUUCCAUUAAAUCUAAACAAGGUCUGGAAGAGUUCAAGAAUGAAGUAAUGCUAAUCGUGAAACUCCAACACAGAAAUCUAGUGAGACUCUUGGGCUGCUGCUUGGAAGGAGAUGAAAAGCUUCUUGUCUACGAGUACAUGGCCAAUACCAGUCUUGAUGCCUUCCUAUUUGAUCCAAAAAAAUGCAGAGAACUAGACUGGGAUCGGCGUAUAAACAUAGUCAAUGGGAUUGCAAGGGGCCUUCUAUAUCUACACGAGGACUCCCGGCUGAAAAUCAUCCAUAGGGAUUUGAAAGCAAGCAAUGUGCUGUUAGAUGAUGAGAUGAAUCCAAAGAUAUCAGAUUUUGGCACAGCUAGGAUGUUUGGUGGCAAUCAAAUAGAAGCCAACACUAACAGAGUCGUCGGGACAUACGGAUACAUGGCGCCAGAAUAUGCAAUGGAGGGACUAUUUUCAAUAAAGUCCGAUGUUUACAGCUUUGGAGUUCUGAUGCUUGAAAUCCUGAGUGGGACAAAGAACAGUGGAUUCUAUCAACCAGAACGUGCACAAAGCCUUCUAUCACAUACCUGGCAGCUAUGGAAUGAAGGAAAAGGACAGGAGUUGAUUGAUCAGACAUUAGUGGGCACUUGUCCUGUACCCGAGGCUCUGAGAUUGAUCCAUAUCUCAUUGCUGUGUGUUCAGGAAGAUCCUAAUGUCAGGCCUCCCAUGUCAACGGUUGUUCUUAUGCUUGGGAGCAAAACGAUAAACCUUCCUCCGCCAUCUGCACCUCCAUUCACCAUAGGUAGACUUUUGACGUCUGAUCAAUCUUCAACCACUGCCACAGGAACAGGAAUUUCCAUAUCUGAUCAAUCUUCAACAGGCCCUCCUACGGUUCUACCUAGUCAAGAGAUCAUUAGCUGGAGCACCGCUUCUCCAGCUACUUGAAAAGACUUAUAUAUUGUUUACGUUUGAUCACAUGUAUUAAUUUUUUCUUACCAGCC
Molecule: messenger RNA, 1367 nt
Organism: Juglans regia (Persian walnut)
Lineage: Eukaryota; Viridiplantae; Streptophyta; Magnoliopsida; Fagales; Juglandaceae
Product: G-type lectin S-receptor-like serine/threonine-protein kinase At4g03230
Exons: 7
Coding region: 211-1311 (366 amino acids)
Biological process (GO): protein phosphorylation
Molecular function (GO): ATP binding; protein kinase activity
Source: RefSeq, a predicted model, not a curated record